AUUCAUAGUAUUUUUUCCUCUUCUCAUAAAUAUCGUCGCUCGGUUCGCUGCGGUGCACACGCACACUGUGGAGCGCGCGUACCGAUUCGAGGGAACUGCGGUACACGCGUACACAUACAGAUGCCGCGGAGCGCAACUGGUUGCGGGCGCCGUUAAACGAAUUGAAUGUUGUGGAAGCGAAGCGAGGAUGAAAAGGGGGAGAGUGCGGUUUCGUUCCGAGAAGUUGUGGAAUGCCGUUUGUGCGCUGGACUGAAUUGCGGUGGUUUAUUUUUUAUUUUGCGAACUGAAGGACGGUGACGGUGCGCGGCGGUUUUGGAGGCCAGAGGUUCGAAGAAUCUACAAAGUGCAAAAGCUGCGGUUAUGAAGUGCAACAGUAUGGUUAAAAAUGCUGAAAUCGAGCAGUUGCUUGAUUGCUCUGAAAACAGUGGGUGAAGGCGAAUGGAAAGCAACGGUGAGAGAAGGAAGGAAUGCAGAGCGAACAAGAGUAAGAAGGCACAAGAUGACGAAGAACACCCGUCGCAUUCCACGUAUUCUUUCGUUAUUACAAUCUGUCCACAUUCCUUUCCUUUUGGGGGUGAAACGAGAAGCAGGGGCAGGCUCGGUAGGUGGCUGUACUGCACAUCUACCUAUACCAGACGGGCGGUGAACGAGUACUCAAUCAUUUAUGUGUAGGUUGGUAGCUACACAUUCGCGUACGGAGAAAGAAAAUAAACAACCCUUUUGCACAAGGAGACGCAGAUGGAAUGCAUAGUGUAGUAGGAUACGGAUUGACGAGUGCAAGCACUUCGCAGUGGACAGUGAAAGUAUUUCAAAUCUCGGCGGCGAGUGCAGCGUUUCAGCACGUUGUUGAGCAAAAUCAAUUCAAUCCAUGUGAUUAGCGUUGACGAGUACCCAAGUGACGGACAUGGCAUUCAGUAAGUGAUCAGUCAGUGGCGUUACGCAAUCACUUUAUUCGAGUGCAAAGAGGAAUGUGGCGAGGCCAUGAUUGAUUGCAGCAAACACGCAAAGCGGCGCCCGGCUAUGCAUUUUGCAACAGGUUCUGAUAGAAUGACUUUGUUUGGAGUUACCAAUCAGUCAGUGCAACGGUGAAUGGAGGUGAGAGAGGAUAGUGCUCCCUGUGGAAUGCCGAAAGAAUGUCGUACAUCAACUGAUUACCAUAUAGUAGUAAGCGAAGCGCGGAGUGUUGUGAGAUGGAAAAGUAACUUUCGAUUGGAGCAAAUUUUGCAGCACUUAGAGAUGCCUCACAUGUCAUAACUGUGUAAUCAAAUGAAAGAAAAUCAAGUGCCUUUUUUAAUUGUAAAAAUCAAGCCAUAACAAGUGCUUAGAGACAAUUCACUGUAAACGAACCGAAAAAAAACUGCGAACCAAAUCAACUCAAACUAGACUAACACUAAAGCAAACGAAUGUGAAUUUUGUAUUCAAGUGAAAGAAUAAAUCGACAGCAAUUGACGUGCCUUACCUGCCCAAAACAGUGAACCUUAAUCCCACGAACCGAAUCUCAAAAAUCAAGUGAAUGCCCAUAGAGAAUCAGCACCGUUUCCUUCAUCGCCAUCAUGUCCCACACUCACGGCCUUGCUCGGUACUCGCAGUACUCGUCUUCCGGAGGGGCAGGUCCCCAAACGAGCAACAGUGCUGCGUCCAAACUGACGCCAUCGUCGAACGCUAGCGGCGGAAGACCCUCAUCUGUAGUCGUCCAGCCUCCCGGAGGCCAACCGCAGAUUCCUCCACCGCCGGCAGUGCGACCUGCAAUGCUUGUAACCUCGUCCGGGUGUUCAAUGCUUCCACCAAGCCCCCCAGUGCCAUCGUUGGCACAACCGGGGUCCGGCUCGAGCAGCCCCCAACAAGCUCAACAGCAGUGCCAAACUACGCAAACCUCGGUUCCUCCGAGUCCGAAAUACUCUGCCAUGAGUGGCAGCCUUUCUGGAUCGGAUACCGAUGUUUCAACCUCAACGGAGAACCUUACCCGAGAAGAACGCUACGUACUGCGUCAUGCCCGCGUGGAACCGCAAGGCGAGGAGAACAUGCAAGGAAGUGUGACCCCUGUGAACGAAAUUCAAGGUCGUUACAUACCCGAUAAGUUCUCGUCGAAUACUUCAUCAGAUUCGACGCGCUAUGCUACUCCAAACAGCAGUCGGAGCAUCUCUGAAAGCCGCAACGGCAUGCAUACCUACGCUAACGCCGUGAACGACGGCUCCAACCGGAACUCGAUCAUCAGUACCGGCUCAAACCGUAACUCCCUGAAGGAAGCCAACUCCAACCGAUCUUCCAUGGACGUCUCGCAAUCUUCGUACAAUACCCUCAUCAUCCAUGACGAAGGCAUCUAUUCGAUGAACCGAGAAUAUUCCAGUCCUCCUCCGUACAUGAAGAAAGAUCGACCCCGAUCGUACGGGGAAUCGCAACCUCCAAUUCAGGAACUGUCCGAAAUUCCGGAAAAGUAUCUCAGUCAAAGCCACGUACUGAAACACCUCGCCAAGGAAGUGAAACUGCCGGCGCGGACCCGUAGCGAUUCCAACACCCGUGACUCUGGAGUUUCGGAGAACACGGACUCUAGGGAUCCACCAAAGUAUGGUCAGCACUGGGUCGGAGCACAAAACGCAUCCACCGAUGAAUCGGCCGCAACGCAAGCGAACGCCAAACUAAAGAGCAAAAGCCAGCCGGACUUGACGCGAUUGCUGGACAUCGAUCCGGAGGAGGUGGAAGCCAUGUACAAAGAGAACCAACUGCUGAAGCAACAGUUGAACAACUGUUUCCUCAAGGUUGCCAAGAGCCAGAAGCUGGAGCAGGAAAUUUCCAACAUCUACCGGGUGCACGAAGAGCUGGUGCAAUCCUGUGAGCGACGUGAACGACUGGAGAAAGCCGCGCGGAAUCGUUUGCAGCAGGACUGCCGUAGGCUGCAGGAACUGAACCGAGCUUUCCGCGAUCAGGUCGAAGUGCUACAGAACCAGCUGCUUUCCUCGUCGGACCAUCAGCUUGGGCGAACGCAGCAGGACGUGCUCAUCUCGCAACUGGUGACGCAAAAUAAAUCACUAGUGGACGCAAAUCGACGUCAAUGCAUAGAACUGCAGGCCCAGAAUGCGACGCUGGAGGAACAGCGGAUUCACAUUAACGUGCUUGAUACGGCCUUGAAACGGCUGGAAGAAGAAUGCCGUCAAAAGCAGGUCUACGUGGAACGUUGUGCACAACUACAGCAUGCAUUGCAGUCACUCCAGAAUGCCAGUGAACGAAGAGAACAAGCGGAACGAAAGCUCCGUAUGGACUACGAGAAUGAUCUACCAAAUCGAAGCGGUAGUAGCACCAACAGCGAAACCGACAACCUCAAGUGGCAGCUGCGGGAGAAGGACGCACAGAUAAUGAGACUUGAAGCCGAAUGUGCAAAACUGGAGCAGCGCAACCUGGAGGAGUCGAACGUACGGAACGUCGCUAAGCUGGCGAUGGAGCGCAAUUCGCAAGAAACGGAACGGAUCAUUGCCGAGGCAAAGCAGGAGAAGAUCCGAUACUUGGACGAGGCGCACGCAGCAAACCGCAAGGUAACGGAGCUGCAAACACGACUCAAGCUGGUGGAAAAUAGAUUGGCCGAGAAAGAGGCCAUGAUCCGAGCCUAUCAGGGACAGAAAAUCUAUGGUUCAACAAACUCCUACGGAUCGUACAACCUAUCUAGCGAUAGCUUCGCACUGAAUUCACUAGGAGCGUAUAACUCGCAGGCAUCGUACGACGUGUCGAAUAACUCGUUCGACGUGACCACUACGGCCUCUCUGCUGGACACGACCGGCUACUGUCCGAACGUGUCGUCCAGCUUUACCUCGAACUAUGGACAGACUAACCCGAGUUUCAACCAGAGCUCGAUUAACCUGCAGACGGCGGGUGGCAAUAGCUACAGCUCGCCGAGCAGCAGCUCCAACUACAGUACCAACUAUGGAACCAGCGAUCAUACCAAUAUCUACGACUCGAAGAAUUUUGACGCCCAACGUAAAUCCAUCGACGAUCAGCUCAAGCAGUUGGAUGAACAGCUGCUCAGCAAGCGAGGACUUUGUUGUUUUCCGAGUUUGACCACGAAGAAGCCCAUUCAACCGUUACUCUCCGAUGAAGUAUCCGUUUUGUCGACAAAUAACAGCGAAGCUUUCCUGCAGAAUCUUACUCACAUCGAUCCGCGCGAUCGAGAGAGACAAGAUCGUCGAGAUCAGGAUAGCCUAACUGGCGGUGGUUCAAACAGCAACGGCACUGGUGGUGGCACUAGCGGGAGCAAUGGCACCGGUAACUCAGGCAAUUCCGGGAGUUCAACUAAACCGGAGGACAUGAUGCUGCUGGAGAAACAGGGACGCUGUUCGCAGAAGCUUCGUAGCAAUCAGCUGAGUAACCUGGCGCACGUGACUCAAACGGUUGGGCAAAACAUGACAGAUAUCAGCAACAUAGGAGCGAAUAAGGUUCCUAAAAUUCUAUCCAACAUUGCCCAGCAAGCGGGAGGCAUUCUGCCGCCGAGAAAAGAUCGAGGGUCAUCGCUACCGCCAAGUGCACUGCCAAGACCGCCAAGGAGUUUGAAACCACCACGCAAAAUUGAGUACGGAAGACUCAGCGAUUCCGAGGGUAAGAAACGUGCCGAAACACCCCCUGCAACGGACCCGCAAAAGGAAUACGAGAUGAAAGCGUCCAGCUUGAAGCGGAUGAACGCUGGACCGUUCCACAAGAGGGAGUUUUCUCCCGGGAAAAGUUACAUCGAGAUGAAGGAUCCUAUUCAACUAGCAGCCAAAGACUACGGCACGCACAAGUCCAAGAAUUAUGGAUCGCUUGGAAAUACCGCAAUUCCAUCACCGGGGAAAAGUGAAAAUAAAUUUGGUUUCGGAACUAAAACUUUGGGGUCCUCGGUCAACAACUGUGAAUUUUCAAAACCAGACUACACAUCCACAAAGAACUAUCAUCGAUUGGAGGAACCGAGUUCACAGUCCCGCAAGAGCUCUCUCGACUCCGUUGGCAUGAAACGUUCCCUGUUACCCAACGUCCGGAAGCUUAGUUCCACCACUGUCAAAGGCUCUCGUGACUCUCUGAAUUCCGCGUCCAGUGGAUCCAACAAUUCCAACAACUCCAACCACAUCUCCAGGACGAGCCCCAUGCACUCGCCGCAAACUCCACAACCACCAACUUCUCUGGUCUACCACUUGCAUCACGGCCGGACACCUCCGCGGUUCAUCCACCACCAGCAGUCCACGUCAGCGGAGUCAACCAAGUCAUCUCUUCCAUCGCCACAAUCGCCAACGGGAGCGCUUCAAAACUCACCCUUCUUCAACAAACUCGCUCCGAAGCCAUCGCAACAGCAAUCGCACAAGACCAGUAGCAGUACGUUGCCUAGUGCUAGCAUUCUUCACGCCGCCGUCACGGCUUCGGCCACUUCGGCCAUCGGUCAGCAAACGACGGCUUCCCUACCGCCGAAACCGGCCAUGGAUGGCGCGGGGAAGAAUGGUGGCUCCGGAGGAAGUAGUGGAGGAUCCGGUGGUCAACGAAGAGGCAGUAGUUUGACCCGCAGCGAGAACAAGUACAGGAUACAGUUUUAGACGGGAUAUGGGUUCCGUCCGAAGGUGCGGAAGUAUUCAAUGUAUUAAAAGGUGAAAUUUUGUAAGAAAGCUGGCUUUUUUUCGAUGUGAAUAGUUGUAGAGAUAAAGUAGUAUUGGAAAGUAUUCUUUUUUGGAUGGAUCAAAUUUGUACACUUUGGAGCGGAAGGGAGGUUUUUCGGAUCUGAAUCUGGUUGUUCAAAAUUGUUCUAUUUUAGUUCUGCAGGAGAGAGGUCCGCUGUGGUAAUAUAUUGAGACAGCAAAGUUCAAAACACGUAACGUGAUUGA
Messenger RNA from Aedes albopictus (Asian tiger mosquito), 5828 nucleotides. RefSeq lists its product as uncharacterized. The coding region runs from base 1554 to 5543 and encodes 1329 amino acids. The transcript is spliced from 9 exons. The record is from RefSeq and is a predicted model, not a curated record. Lineage: Eukaryota; Metazoa; Arthropoda; Insecta; Diptera; Culicidae. Gene Ontology annotation, cellular component: plasma membrane; bicellular tight junction; cytoplasmic vesicle. Gene Ontology annotation, biological process: regulation of cell migration; actin cytoskeleton organization.